This is a messenger RNA of Necator americanus (New World hookworm), 576 nucleotides long. RefSeq lists its product as uncharacterized. Gene Ontology annotation, molecular function: RNA binding; structural constituent of ribosome. Lineage: Eukaryota; Metazoa; Nematoda; Chromadorea; Rhabditida; Ancylostomatidae. Bases 1 to 576 code for a protein of 191 amino acids. The record is from RefSeq and is a predicted model, not a curated record. The transcript has 5 exons. Gene Ontology annotation, cellular component: ribosome; cytosolic large ribosomal subunit. Gene Ontology annotation, biological process: translation; ribosomal large subunit biogenesis.
AUGCCAUGGGCUACAAAAGAAGUAUUCUUUAUUGUGGUGGAAAAAGUGGCAUGUUUUGCAAUAGGACUGCUCUAUGGCUAUGAUGAUGCUGAAGCGGAUAUCUUGCCGCCUUUCUCUGUCGCGAUAGCCGCAAUCAUAGAUGUUACUCCUUCAGAAGAAAAUCAAACGAUGGUCUACAAACGUUUGGUACAAAUCGGCCGCGUUGUGUUCAUUGCUAAGGGAAAGGAUGCCGGCAAAAUUGCAACAAUCGUUGAUGUUGUCGAUGGCAACCGGGUUCUCAUCGAUGGACCCAGCUCUGGUGUUGUCCGUUGCGUACGCAACCUCAAGGAUCUUCAACUUACCAAAUUCGUCGUAAAUGUCCGUGUUGGACAACGAACAAAGGGUGUGAAAGAAGCCUUUGAUGCGGCAAAGAUCAACGACCAGUUCAAACAAACCACCUGGGCCAAGAAGAUUGCACAGAAAGCCAUUCGAGCUAAACUGACUGACUAUGAGCGAUUCAAGCUGAUGAAGGCCAAGCAAAUGCGCAAUCGACUGGUCAGGAUUGAAUUGGCGAAGUUGAAGAAGGCCGCCAAGUAA